AUGAGCUCAUAUACUGUCCAGCCGGGGGAUUCGAUGUAUGCCAUUUCCCAGAGGCUCGGUGUUACCCUCCAAGCUCUCGAGGCUGCCAAUCCUCAGGUCAGGCCGCCUGCAUUCCAGAUCAAUGUCGGUGAUGUUCUGAAAAUCCCAGGCAAGGGUCCAGGUCCUACUCCUUCUGGCGGCACUUAUACUGUCCAGCCGGGGGAUUCAAUGUAUAUCAUUUCCCAAAAGCUCGGGAUUACCCUUCAAGCUCUCGAGGCUCUUAACCCUCAGGUCAAACCGCCCGCAUUCCAGAUCAAUGUCGGCGAUGUUCUGAAAAUCCCAGGCAAUGGUCCAGGUCCUACUCCUCCUGGCGGCACUUACACUGUCCAGCCGGGGGAUUCGAUGUGGGCCAUUUCCCAAAGGCUCGGGAUGAGCCUUCAAGCUCUCGAGGCUCUUAAUCCCCAGGUCAGGCCGCCUGCAUUCCAGAUCAAUGUUGGGGACGUCCUGCAGAUAAGCUAA
Molecule: messenger RNA, 498 nt
Organism: Hyaloscypha bicolor E
Lineage: Eukaryota; Fungi; Ascomycota; Leotiomycetes; Helotiales; Hyaloscyphaceae
Product: carbohydrate-binding module family 50 protein
Exons: 1
Coding region: 1-498 (165 amino acids)
Source: RefSeq, a predicted model, not a curated record